UCAGACUACAAACUGGAGACAGAAAUAAAUAUUAAAGAAAUCAUACACCCAGGUAUAGAGGAAGAUAUGAAUUCCUAUUUUACAAACCCAUCGUUAUCUUGCCAUCUAACCAGUGGCCAAGAUGUGCUACCCAAUGUAGCUCUCAAUUCAACGGCUUAUGACCCCGUCAGGCAUUUUUCUACCUAUGGAGCAGCCGUUGCUCAAAACCGGAUUUACUCUUCUCCUUUUUAUUCACCGCAAGAUAAUGUUGUGUUUAGUUCCAGCCGAGGACCAUAUGACUAUGGAUCUAAUGCUUUUUACCAAGAAAAAGACAUGCUUUCUAGCUGCAGGCAAAAUUCUAUGGGACACAAUACACAGACUUCAAUUGCACAGGAUUUUACCAGUGACCAAAACAGGAACACUUCGCAAGAACAAAAAACUAGCAUUCAAAUAUAUCCAUGGAUGCAGCGCAUGAACUCCCACAGUGUUUGUCUUGUUUCUGAAUCCCUAGGAGUAGGCUAUGGAGCGGAUCGUAGAAGGGGUCGCCAGAUCUAUUCCCGCUACCAGACCCUGGAACUGGAAAAGGAGUUCCACUUCAACCGCUACUUGACAAGGCGGAGGAGGAUUGAGAUCGCCAAUGCACUUUGCCUAACGGAGCGUCAGAUCAAAAUCUGGUUCCAGAACAGGAGGAUGAAAUGGAAAAAAGAAAGUAACUUGAGUUCCACUCUGUCUGGGGGAGGCGGCGCAGGCGCUGGGGCAGCUGCAGAUAGCUUGGGUGCAAAGGAAGAGAAGCGAGAAGAGACAGAGGAGGAAAAGCAAAAGGAGUGAAAAUUGACGGCUCAGCCCCUCAUGCCCCCCCCCACACACUCCCCACCCUCACCCCUAUCCACAUACACGCUAUAUUUAUCACUGGCACAAGUUAUAUGUUUGGCUACAUUAAAAAAAAUUAAGAGCCAAAUGUGGACAUGAAAGACAGACCUUCCCCCUCCACUCACCCUCCACUCCCCAAUAUUCAGUUCAUAACUUGCUCCACAAUCCCUUCUAGGUUUUGACUAUAAACCCUCACUUAGCCCCCAUCUUGCCUAUUUAUCUAACUUUGAACGCAGUUUUCUUCCUAAAAAGAAAUUGGCUUGCAGGAGGCAGAUCACCCUGUAGUGUUGCCUAGUUGUGUUGGGAUGAUCCUUGUAAGAUGGACUCUGUGCAGUUAUCUUAUUAUUAUUAUCAUCCAGAAAACGAGUUUCCCACCAUGUUGAAAAUAAUUCCCUGAAAUCUCUUUCCACCUAAAUAUAGCAUUUUCAAGAGUAACCUAAUUGUAUUUAAACAAUACCUGGGCUCAUCAUUGCAAACUGUGACAGUUUAUGUGUGAAUAUUUUUAGCUGUAUUUGUGGUAUUUGUAUUUAUAUUUAUGUUUAGCACUGUAAUGUUCAACAGUAUAAAGUGAAUGGAGGUCUAUAGCAGUAGGAAAAAAAAUAUCUUGUGUUACACCCUCUCAUGUAUAAAGAUCAU
Gopherus flavomarginatus (Mexican gopher tortoise) is the source of this 1485-nucleotide messenger RNA. RefSeq names its product homeobox C6 (gene HOXC6). The transcript has 2 exons. Gene Ontology annotation, cellular component: nucleus. Gene Ontology annotation, molecular function: RNA polymerase II cis-regulatory region sequence-specific DNA binding; DNA-binding transcription factor activity, RNA polymerase II-specific. Lineage: Eukaryota; Metazoa; Chordata; Testudines; Testudinidae. The record is from RefSeq and is a predicted model, not a curated record. Bases 67 to 807 code for a protein of 246 amino acids. Gene Ontology annotation, biological process: regulation of transcription by RNA polymerase II; anterior/posterior pattern specification.